Symsagittifera roscoffensis is the source of this 999-nucleotide messenger RNA. RefSeq lists its product as uncharacterized. The record is from RefSeq and is a predicted model, not a curated record. NCBI's taxonomy places the organism in Eukaryota, Metazoa, Xenacoelomorpha, Acoela, Convolutidae. The transcript has 7 exons. Bases 1 to 999 code for a protein of 332 amino acids.
AUGGAAGAUGACGCACAUCAGCCCGAUAAGCUGAACACGGCAGGGUCAAGACGACAUUUUGAAGGAAAGAAGAGGGACAAGAUCCUGUACAAACAUAAUGCGAUAGUGUUGCCGCAACUCUACCAAACGGAAUUUUUUUUCAGGUCACAUGAUCAGAUGGGCCAUCAGGGAAUCAAAAAAGUAUACCAGAGGAUCUUGAAACGCUUUGAAUGGCCUGGAAUGAAAAAGGCAUGCGGGAAGUGGGUGACAGCAUGUCUGUCAAGUCAACAGGGAGUUUUUCUCGUACAACUUAACCUGUCUGGAGGCCAAUCUACAACCAUGUUCUUUGCCAGGUUGUUUUGUUACAUUAUACAUGCUGCUGUUAUGCCAUCUUCACUUAUGGUCCAAGAAACGAAAGCUCCGACAGCCCAAUUUAGCGAGUGGACUUCGCAUCGAAGAAACUUUCAUGAGUCCUCUGAUCCUUUGCCACCAGAUUCUUCAAUCCGAAUAGCUGAUUUAAACAGAAUUGCAAAGGUUACUAACAGUGGAAACUCGAAGGCACAAAAUGGCAUCACAGAGGCGGAAAUUGAAGUUGAUUUCAACCAAGAUGCCACUCAUAAGUUCCCAAAUAAGUGCAUAACCAACAUGCACCCAGCCAGCAAUGGUAACUCCACAACUACUGCAUCCAGCAUAUCCUCUAAUAUGUUCUUCGAUGACCGACUGUCCCAAAUGCAGAACAACUCUCACGGAGACUCAAACGAUGCGCAUGAAAGCGUCAGUGAAGAUGGUUAUCGUUUGGAGUACAUCGCCGAAGUUUUGGACUCUAACGAUUUUGUUGAUGUAUCGGACAACAUCAUCCCAAUGGCGUCCUUGUUCCGUUGCGAUUCUUUCUCCUGCAGAAGUGAACCGGGCGAAAGAGCCAUCGAAUUUCUCAGCAUAGCGGAAAGUUCCGAUUACGCAACACGAAUGUCACCAGGAGAAAGAUUUCAAAGAACCGGGACUUUCCUAAAAAUCGGGUAG